AUGAGUUCACCAUCAACGCCUUCGAGCAAUAACCCAAAGGAGAAAGGUGAAAUUUCUACACUUCAAAAAUCACAGGUUAGUAAAGAUGAAUCGAAUUCCUCCCAAGAGAUUGCAUCUGAUUUUACUAAAAAUAUACCAAAAGGACCGGCAAACGUAGCACCUGCACCCCAACAAAGGGUAAACGAAACAUCAUCUACAAAUGAAUCAAAAUUUAAUUCAAGAAUUUUAUGGCCUGAUAUUAUAAAGACUCCAGUUAAUACUUGGACAUUUUCAUGUAAAGAUAUAAUAGACAGACUGGGGACUGAUGCAAAUUUAAUAUUAGAAUCCAAAAAAAAUAUGGAAAAAUGUUUAUUAUAUUUUUAUACUUUGAAAAAAAGACUUAACCUUUUUGAUCAUACCUACACAGCAUCAUGUAUUCUAUUUUUCAGACAUUGGUACAUUUAUAACUUACCUGUAAAUUUAAUAGAUUGCAUAAAUCUAUCUCAAAGCAUUUUGGUUACUGCGUGUAAAGGAACUGAAAAUAAUAGGCCUAUAGAUGCUUAUGUUAAAGCAACAUGCGAAUUUAUCUCUAGAGAAGUACAAGGUAUAAAAAUAUCAAACAUUGAUAAGAUGAAGUGGGAUAUAAGAGAUAAAUUAGUGGAAAACGAGAAAACUAUUAUAUGUUCAUUUGGUUUCGAUUUAAAUGUACAAAAUCCUAAAGAAAUGAUAGAAGAAAUCUUUAGUGGAUACUAUAGAUAUAAUAGGGAUUUUGAUUUGCCUGACAAUUUCAAGAAAAUAUUUCCAAAAAUAUUACAAGAAGCUAGAAAUUUUAUUGUCCAAGCGGUUACUCAACCUACUUGUCUUUUAUGUGAUGGUUUCACUUUCAUCGCAUUAUCACUAAUAUAUUGUGGUAUUCAGUAUAAAAAGCUUCUCGACAAUGAAUUCAAGUACCCUAAAAAUUUUUUCAGGAAUAAACUACCUACCCCAAUAGACCCUCAAAAAAUGGAAGAUUUAUUCACCGAUUAUAGAUUGUUAGAAGAAAAUUUCUUUGAUCUGAAGAGUAAUAAAGGUGAAAAAUUACAAAUUAGCAAAAGUGACAUUGAAGGAUUAAUAGACGAAGAUCCAAUCGAUGGAGAAAUUCCAGACCCUUAUGACUACAAUUUGAUAAAAUCCGGAGAAGUAAGACAGGAAUUACUAGAUCAUACAAAGGCAAGAUUACAGGAUUUAUUCGAAAAAAUAAAAACAGAAGGUAAAAAAAGAUCCCAUCCAGAAAACUCAAACCAACAACACAAUACUCCUGAUAAAAAGCUAAAACAAUAA
This is a messenger RNA of Vanderwaltozyma polyspora DSM 70294, 1299 nucleotides long. RefSeq names its product Bur2p (gene BUR2). Gene Ontology annotation, biological process: positive regulation of DNA-templated transcription, elongation; regulation of transcription by RNA polymerase II. The transcript has a single exon. The coding region runs from base 1 to 1299 and encodes 432 amino acids. Gene Ontology annotation, molecular function: cyclin-dependent protein serine/threonine kinase activator activity. The record is from RefSeq and is a predicted model, not a curated record. Gene Ontology annotation, cellular component: nucleus; cyclin/CDK positive transcription elongation factor complex. NCBI's taxonomy places the organism in Eukaryota, Fungi, Ascomycota, Saccharomycetes, Saccharomycetales, Saccharomycetaceae.